Hyposmocoma kahamanoa is the source of this 1938-nucleotide messenger RNA. Its product is annotated as probable ATP-dependent RNA helicase DHX35. Gene Ontology annotation, molecular function: RNA binding. The record is from RefSeq and is a predicted model, not a curated record. The coding region runs from base 1 to 1923 and encodes 640 amino acids. Gene Ontology annotation, cellular component: intracellular anatomical structure; catalytic step 2 spliceosome. The transcript has 16 exons. NCBI's taxonomy places the organism in Eukaryota, Metazoa, Arthropoda, Insecta, Lepidoptera, Cosmopterigidae.
AUGUUGUGGAACCUAAAUCUUUUUGUUUCUGACUUUAACAUACAAUACCUGUACGAAAUCGGUCAUAGAGUAUGUGUAACUCAACCACGAGUGACAGGCGCCGUGUCCCUCGCUCACCGUGUGGCUGAAGAACGAGGAGAAGACCUUGGACACAGCGUCGGAUACGCGGCUGGCAUGACUGCAGUACGUACUGUCGACACUGGCAUUGUGUUCAUGACAGAGGGCGUGCUGCUUCGGGAGAUGUUCGCUUCACCGCUUCUCAUGCAGUAUUCCUGCAUAGUUCUCGAUGAGGUGCACGAAAGAUCUCAGAUGACUGACGUGUUAAUGGGACUGCUUAAAAAAAUCAUUAAAAAACGCAAAAACCUUAAACUGGUCAUAUCGUCGGCGACUAUGGACGCGGAGUUUCUCCGAGACUUCUUCAACCUGAACGAUUCACGAGAAAGAGAACGCUCCAGCACAUCUGUCAUCAUGUCCAUGCAGGGACGGGCCCACCCGAUUGACGUGUUUUAUACUGAAGAGCCUGUUCCGGAUUACGUGAAGGCAGCAGUGGAUACUGUGAUCAAGGUUCACGAAAAUGAGCCCUUUGGAGAUAUACUGGUUUUCCUUACUUCCCAGGAAGAAAUCCUAACAGCUCUAGAUACACUCCAAACCUACGCAGAGCAAAACAACGAAAAAAAUAAAUAUCGUAAGCAAUUCCCCAGUGGCGUCCAGGCGGCGAACAUGGCGGUGCUGCCGAUGUACGGCAGUCUGCCUUUUUAUAGACAAAUUAAGGUGUUUCAAGUUGGAGAUCGCAACGUACGGAAGGUUGUGUUGGCGACGAAUAUCGCUGAAACUAGUAUUACUAUACCGGGAAUUUCUUAUGUGGUGGACUGCGGCUUCCACAAGCUGCCGUGUUUCGAGCCGGCGCUGGGCGUGGAGAGCCUGCGCGUGGCGCCCGUGGGCCGCGACGGCGCCGCGCAGCGCGCCGGCCGCGCGGGCAGGACCGCGCCGGGGAAGUGCUACCGAUUGUACACAGAGGUUGAAUACGAGAAGUUACCUUCAAGCGUGCCUCCAGAAAUCGCUCGAAGCGAUCUUUCUGGGGUAUUAUUGCAGUUGAAAGCUCUUGGAAUACAUAACUUAUUAAGGUUUACAUUCCCUACUCCACCGCCCGCGAAAAGCCUUCUCGCCGGUCUAGAAACAUUGUACGCCUUGAAGGCAAUUGACAAAGAUGGCAACUUGACCAAUGACAUUGGUGUUUACAUGGCCGAGUUGCCUUUGAAGCCAAUGUGUGCUAAAAUGCUAUGUAACAGCGGUGACUUCGGUUGUAUAGACGAGGCUUUGUCAAUAGCCGCCAUGUUGCAAGUGGACAGUGUGUUCGCCAAGUCCUCUAGGGGAAAAGAUAACCUCAAUGCAAAGGUGUCAAGAAGGAAUAACUUUGAGGUAGCAGAAGGCGACAUAAUAAUGUACCUGAACAUAAUGGAUGCAUACUUGAAAAUUAAUUCAUCAACUGACGACGAGAGGCGAGCCAAAAAAGCUUGCAAGGAAUGGUGCCAGAGGAUGUUCCUCAACCAUCGGGUUAUGGAGAAGGCUUGUGAAAUUCGAGAAAGUUUAGAAAAAAUUAUAAAAGGCAAAUUCCAGUUGGUGAAUAAAGCCUUUGAGGGGCCGGACUUAGGCACUGCAAAAUGCGAGCGCGUGAUGAAAUGCGUGCUCUCUGGAUUGUUCCCACAAGCCGCCUUCCUUACAAUCGACUCUUCGUACAAGGGCAUUCGGGGCGCCGUGUUGCAUAUAAGUCCUGACAGCUGUUUGUACAACCAACAGCAGCCAAAAUGGGUGGUGUUCGCAAGCGUCCAAAGUACAGGCGACAAAACGUACAUGCGAGAUAUGAUGACUAUCAAGAAGGAGUGGCUCCUGGAAGUGGCCCCACAUUAUUAUAAGGAAAUUUGAAAAUAAAAAAAUAUU